AUUUUUGUCGUAACAUGCAGGUGUACGGUACGCACGCUUGAGCUGGGUUGUAACCCUGCGAAAAUUGUCGGAAGAAAUUGACUUUGAACGGUCAUGUUAUGGUUACAACCAUGUUAUCCCGAUUUGCAAGAGUUUCACGUCUGUGCAGCUGUUCAGCCUUUCGAAAUUUCUCUGAGCCCUCCAGAAUACGAAACUCCCGAAAGAGUCUUUUCACAACAGCAGCAUGCCUACAGCAGUCAGACCAAGGAACAUCCAAGGGUGAGAACUUCAUACAUGUAGUCAGCACAGAGUUUGAAAAUCCAGACAGAUGGCAGAAUCUGCCUCUGGUGACGGGGAGGUCCGUGGAUGCCCCCGCGUUUCUGGAGAAGCCCCAGGCCUGGUUGGAGACAAUCAGCACCUUGGAGAACAUCAAACUGGGCAUGGUGGACCUGCAUCCAGAGGUCUUUGCCACAAUGCCAAGAAUUGACAUUCUGUAUCAAAAUGUUCUGUGGCAAAGGGACUACAAAAGAAUUAGUUUAGCCAAGACCAAGAGCAGGGCGGAAGUGCGAGGUGGAGGACGGAAACCAUGGCGACAGAAAGGAACGGGACGAGCAAGGCACGGCAGCAUCCGAUCACCCAUCUGGCGUGGAGGUGGCCGGGCCAAAGGGCCUCGUGGUCCCCGCAGCUUCUGGUAUGAGCUGCCCGUCAGUAUCCGAGCCCAGGGCCUGAGGGUGUCCCUGACAGUCAAGCUGGCCCAAGACAACCUGCACAUAGUAGACUCAUUGGAGUUGCCAUCCGCGGAACCACAGUUUCUUGAAGAUGUUGGUUUAAAGAGGCACUGGGGAGGAUCUGUACUGUUUGUAGACAACAAACCUGUCCCUGAAAUGCCAGAGAAUUUCCUGCAAGCAGUGAGUGGGAUCAAAACCUACAAUGUGUUAUCCACAGAGGGUAUUAAUGUAUACAGCAUGUUGAAGCACCACACGUUGGUCUUGACAUUGGACGCUGCCGAAUUCUUGGAGCAGAGGCUACUGUUCUACAUGAGGUGCUACAGAAAGAGAGACAUUAUAGACACCCACAAGAUUCAGUUAGGUCAACUGAAAAUUCUCCCCUCCAAGAGAGUCACGUCUGAACACUGAUGGGUGUGUCUUAAAGAGGAAUCUCAAAGGGGAUGUUUAUUUUGGACAACAGAAAUCUGGCAAACUCUGUGUGGAAUUUAGACUUUAAGGAGGGCUCUGCAUUAUUUUAGUGAAGCAGUUGUACAGUUUUUAAACCGAUCACAAGGUUGUUGGUGAGAAGUCGAUGCACUGUUUAUGCUGCAGUCUUUGUGGUCUGUGCCCUUUGUAGUUCAGCAUGCCCACCACUCAUGUAGUUGUAUAGAGGUUUUUCACGUGAGGUAACAUGAUGAGCAAAGGCAUUUUGGGAAGCGUACCUUGUCCGUGGAGGCGCUAGUAUUUUCGAAUCUGGGUAUUUCUACUGGCAAUUUCAUGUACGCCAGAAUGUCGAGGGACUUUGAAGGCGCGUGUAUUUCCACAUACAUCUGUGUAAAUUGGAUGCUGACUGUCCAAAAUCACGCGACUGAAAAUCUUCUAUACAUGCUUUGGUUUGAUUAGUAUUUCCUGUCAAAGAGCAGCUGAGACAGCUCUGUUUAGAGAUGACAGAAUGGAAAUUUAUCACACUUUCAGCUUGCCCAUGUAUCACAGUGUGUCUGCAGUCUUCUUUUGUAGUCUACUGACGGAUGUCCUGUCCAAAUAGCCAGGCUUAAGGUACUUUUUACAACUACUCUGGUGAGAGUAAAAGCCUUGCUCAAGAAACUGAAUACAAACCACACUCUCCAAAUGACACGAUUUCUUUUAAUGGUUUGAUUACGGUUUCUGAUGUCCAUUCAAAUAA
Acanthaster planci (crown-of-thorns starfish) is the source of this 1869-nucleotide messenger RNA. RefSeq names its product mitochondrial ribosomal protein L4 (gene mrpl4). Gene Ontology annotation, cellular component: ribosome. Lineage: Eukaryota; Metazoa; Echinodermata; Asteroidea; Valvatida; Acanthasteridae. The record is from RefSeq and is a predicted model, not a curated record. Gene Ontology annotation, biological process: translation. Gene Ontology annotation, molecular function: structural constituent of ribosome.